AUGCCGAUAAAACGAAAAAGCCAAGCCCUGGGUCUGGAGAGACGAGUCCGUCCUCGCAAGCAAGAGGAUUGGGAGCUUGAAGAGCAGUCUGAAAACGACUUCUCCGACGACCAGGCUUCAGAGGAGGACGUUCGCGGACAACCUCAAGACUACGACGAUGACGAUGAUGACGAAGAGUCCCCCGCUGAAAGUGACGAGGAAGAUGAUGAACCACAAGAAAAGCCGGCAAAGGUUGACCUGUCGUCGAUAUCCUUCGGAGCUCUUGCUAAAGCACAAGAAUCACUACCUCCGACACGGCGCAAAUCCAAGAACGCUGGAGCAGCUGCUGCCAACGAGCCCGCCGAGGAACGCCCGCGAUGGGAGAGACCAGAGAAGAAGAUCUCAAGACCCGAAAUAGCCCAGCGAGUAUCUAAGCAUGCACCCCAAGAACAAUCGUCCAAGAAACCGGUGUCUCGCCGCCGCGAAGCUGUCCACGACAACCGCCGCAAGGCCCGCGACCCUCGCUUCGACACUGGUCUCGGUGGCACUGUUGACGAGGCAAAGGCCCGUGCAGCAUACUCAUUCCUCGACGACUAUCGCAAUAGCGAAAUAGCCGAUCUCAAAGCACAGAUUAAAAAGACCAAGAACCUGCAGAUCAAGGAGGAUCUCAAGCGCCAACUGUUGUCCAUGGAGAGCAGGAAGAAGGCCCGCCAGCGCAAGGACGAAGAGGAGCAGUUGCUAAAGGAGCACAGAAAGAAGGAGAAGGACCUUGUGUCACAGGGAAAGACACCGUACUAUCUCAAGAAGGGCGAGCAGAAGAAGCAGCUGCUCACGAACCGCUUCGACAAGAUGAGCAAGGGACAGGUUGACAGAGCCAUUGAGCGUAAGCGCAAGAAGGUGGCUGGCAAGGAGAAGAAGGAGCUGGACUUUUUGACGAGAGUUCGCGAUAGACAUUAA
Messenger RNA from [Torrubiella] hemipterigena, 936 nucleotides. The record is from the annotation of a GenBank genome assembly. NCBI's taxonomy places the organism in Eukaryota, Fungi, Ascomycota, Sordariomycetes, Hypocreales, Clavicipitaceae.